AGUCUCAGUAAGUCACAUACAGUAAGAGAGACUCUCUGUGGGUCAAACAUCACUCUCUGCUCAUCCUGCUCCUCUCAGUCUGGUCUCAGUCCAACACCACGCCUCCUGUAGCUGAACCAGGAAGUACCUCCCACUGUGACACACAUAAGAACGGAGAAACGAAACUAAACUGUCUUCUGUGUGUGAAGUAAAAUGGCAGAAAGUGGAGUUCAUUUGGAUCAGGACAGAUUCAGCUGUGCAGUCUGUCUGGAUCUACUGAAGGAUCCAGUGACUAUUCCCUGUGGACACAGUUACUGUAUGGACUGUAUUAAGGGCUGUUGGGAUCAGGAGGAUCAAGUUGGUGUCUACAGCUGUCCUCAGUGCAGACAGACCUUCACGUCAAGACCUGUUCUGGGGAGAAACACCAUGCUGGCUGAAGUGGUGAAGAAACUGAAGAAGACAGAACUCCAAGAUGCUCCUCCUGAACACUGUUACGCUGGACCUGGAGAUGUGGUGUGUGAUGUGUGUACUGGGAGAAAACUCAGAGCCAUAAAGUCCUGUCUGGUGUGUCUUGCCUCUUUUUGUGAAAUUCACCUCCAGCCUCACUAUGACUCUGUACCUCUUCGAAGACACAAACUGACUGAUGCCACUCGAAACCUUCAGGACAACGUCUGUUCCCAACAUGACAAACUGCUGGAGGUCUACUGUCGUACUGAUCAGCAGUGUAUCUGUUAUCUGUGUGUGAUGGAUGAACACAGAGGACAUGAUACAGUCUCACUUCCUGCAGGAAGGACUGAGGAACAGAAGUAUCUAAAGGUGAAACAAAAUGAGUUCCAGGAAGGGAUCCAGCAGAGAGAGAAGAAGGUGCAGGAGCUGAGAGAGGCUGUGGACUCACUCACACGCUCUGCACAGGCAGCACUGGAGGACACCGACAGCAUCUUCACCCAGAUGAUCCGCUCCCUUGAGAAAAGGCGCUCUGAGCUCAAAGAUGUGAUCAGAGCUCAGGAGAAGGCUGCACUGAGUCAGGCUGAAGGUCUUCUGGAGCAACUGGAGCAGGAGAUUGCUGAGUUGAAGAGGAGAGAUGCUGAGAUGGAGCAGCUUUCACACACAGAGGAUCACAUCCAUUUCCUACAGAGUUUCCAGUCUCUCUGUGUCCCUCCUGGACCUGUACACUUACCCACCAUCACUGUGAACCCACACUGCUCUUUUGGAGGUGUGAAAAAAGCUCUUUCUGAUCUCAAAGUCCAACUAGAGGAAGCCUGUAAGAAUACAUUCACAGAGAUCUCCCACACAGUGAAAGAAGUCCACAUUGUGGACACCUCAAAGCCCGAUCCAUUGAGAAAAGUCCAAGUGAUUCCAGAACCCAGGACCAGAGAAGAGUUUUUAUACUAUGCCUGUCAGCUCACACUGGACACAAAUACAGCAAAUAAAAACCUCCGUCUGUCUGAGAGGAACACAGUGGUGACCCAUGAGAAACGUCUACAGUCAUAUCCUGAUCAUCCAGAGAGAUUUGACUGGUGGAGCCAAGUUCUGUGUACAGAGGGUCUGUCUGGGUGUUAUUACUGGGAGCUUCAGUGGGGUGGAGAUGUUGAAGUUUAUAUAGCAGUGUCAUAUAGAGGGAUCAACAGGAAAGGAAGAGGUAUUGACUGUAUCUUUGGAUACAAUAACAAAUCCUGGAGUUUGAUCUGCUCUCCUUCCAGUUACAGUUUCUAUCACAAUAAUGUAAAGAUUCAAGUAUCUGGUUCCAGUUCCUCCACAAUAGGAGUUUACCUGGAUCACAGGGCAGGAAAUCUGUGCUUCUACAGCGUCUCUAGAAACACAAUGACCCUCCUCCACAGAGUCCAGACCACAUUCACUGAACCCCUCUAUCCUGGGUUUUGGGUUUUUGCAACAGGAUCUAAAGUGAAACUGUGUUCUCUGAGAUGAGGGAGGAAACAAGAGCUGAACUCAAACUGAAGGAGGAAUCCUGUCUGUGUAACUUUAUCGUUCUCUUCUGACACUCCGCUUAUUUUUUGCUGUAUUUCAGCAAUAUUUCUUCAGACAUUAUCAUUAAAGUUAUCAGAGAGCUGUUUGAAAAUUAUAUUAUUAUUCUUUCAGUACAAGUGACACAGUGGUGCAAUAGGUUGUGCUGAUACCUUGUGGUUCCUGGGCUGCUGAGUCGUAAGUUCAGAUUUGGUUCAGUCUGUGUUCAGUUUGUAUGUUCUGUGUGAUAUGUAGUUUAGAUGAACUGGCAAUGCUAAAUUGCUUGUGGUGUGUGUGAGGAGCUUCCCUGUAAUGUAAUGGCAUCCCUUCCAUGGUGAACUUCCCCUCCUGCCUUGCCCCCUGUGGUUCCACGAUUGGUUUGAGACCAGCAUGACCCUCAUGAGGACAUGCAGUUUUGAAAAUGGGCAAUUCUUUCAGUACAGACACCCACACACUACAGGAGUGUCUAAUUCACCUGAACUGCUUCUUUUUGGACUGUGGAAGUAAACAGACUGAGUGGGGAUUGAAUCCACGUUCUUUCACGCCACCCAAGCACUAUGAAACAGCAACGCUACUUGCUGUGUCACCUAGAAGCACAUAGAUGCUGAUGCGGGACACAAAGGAAAUUCUGUAAUCUCACACACACACACACACACACACACACACACAUCUCGUACCAGGACUAUCUGUGCUGUGAUGUCCAUCUUCACUGCACCCUUUGUAAACUGGUAAACCUGGGAAAUCAGCCACAGAGCUCAGGUACAGUUUUGUUACACAGUAUUAUGUUACUACUAUUCAUUCUUGGCAGAUGUUUUCCUUUGUCUUCAUAGAUUAUAGUUUGAUACUUAAACCAUAAAUACAGCAAGAUGUUUACCAGGGGGGUGUGGUGGCAUAGGAGGUUUGGCCAGGG
Molecule: messenger RNA, 2851 nt
Organism: Scleropages formosus (Asian bonytongue)
Lineage: Eukaryota; Metazoa; Chordata; Actinopteri; Osteoglossiformes; Osteoglossidae
Product: tripartite motif-containing protein 16-like
Exons: 7
Coding region: 193-1905 (570 amino acids)
Molecular function (GO): zinc ion binding; protein binding
Source: RefSeq, a predicted model, not a curated record